CCGUUCCGUGACGUGUGAUUUGCGUCUCCGUGUUUCGUGUGCGUUUUUUUCUUCUGCAUGCAAAAGCAAUAAAAAAAAGUUGCAUUUCAUACAAAUAAUACAACAUACGGUAUCCGGUUCCGUGUCCGAGUCGUCCACUAGGCAGCUUAAAUCCGGGUAGAUCUGAACGUGAAACAAAAAAUAUUUAAUAUUCGAUCGGAGAAGCUGAUAGCUUUGAAAGUCUCCGAGAGAAUGAAUAAAAUUUAAUACGCUCCGUAACUCAGCAGACAUCUCUCGCAAACUGUCCUACGAAAAACUCUCGGACUCAGACCCGUGUGUGCGGUAUGUGUGUAUACGUUUGUUGACUCGACACUCAAAAUUCGUCACAGUAAGCAAGGUGUUUGAGAGAGUAGCUUCAUCAUAGCAACUAGUAUUGUGCAGAGUGUUGAAGUACAGUGAAGUGAGUGCAAAUAAAGAAAAAAAGUAGUGAAAGAAAAGUUUAAAAUACUUCUGAAGCUGGAGGAAAAUCGUAGGAAGGAAAAAUAGUUGCCAGAGCAGGUGCAUUCAAUUUGCUUCUCCGCCAGCCGGUAGACCACCGUGCAGCAUUCUCAAUCUUCUCGCGAAUAGCGCUGCACCGUGUUGAUAUGGGUGUUUAAAAGAAAAAAUUCUUUCCGUCUGCAUCCGGAAAAUUCAACUAGUGCAACUAGCCAGUUCUGUCUCGGCGAAGUGAAAUCCUUUCUAAAGUGACAAUAAGUGUUUUGUCGUCGCGUAAACGUGCAAACGGGCCCGUCUGGGGCUGGCAGAACAACAACGGUGCCCGAGACACCGAAGACGGUGAAGCUCGAACACCAAUACCGACGAAACAAGCCGAUACGGUCGGCCAUUCUCACCUUCUGGGUGAUUGACUUCUAACUUGUUCAUUCGACAACGAGCGCUAAAUACUAGCGCUAGAGAAUCACACACACACCCCACAAGUGACAUCUAAAUCGAGAAGACAAAUCGUCGUCGCACCGAGGAUCGCGGUGCAUUCGCGCGUGCUCGUUCCGAUUUUUCGCCUCGCGUCGAGCCCCAUUGUGUUCGAUUACACACGUCGCGUAUUAAUUACUCGGAGGCGCCGGUUUAAAUUAAUUGUCGCACGGUCGCUUGCUUGGUCGCGGUCUGUCGUCGAUUUUGCCAUCGAAGUUCUCUCGGGCUACACGCACAACUGCGUGCAGAAUUGCAGACCAAGAAACAGUGUUUCUUCUGACUCGGGGUCGAACCGAAUUCGGCAUUUUUUGCCGGUAUUCCUCGCGGGGUGCUGCGUGUGAAAACGGAGAAGUGAUUAACAAACAAAGGCCCAUCGGGUUCCGGGCAAUAAUGGUGCGGAACGAAUCGCUCGUCGUGAUGGUGGUAGGUUAAGACACGCAAUCCACCGAGUUGGCAAAGGUGCACGUGUAUGUGUCAGUGGUGCUUUGAAGAAUAAGAUUUGAAGAAAAAAAGGGCAAUGCAAUCGGCAGUUGAUUCCAUUCGAUAGAGCAUUUUCGGUUUCGAAAGGGAAAUCAAGAUUCAUGAUGUACCGCAAUCACCGCGAAUGAAGGAAGAUCCCCCGGUUACGCAAUUCGAGCUCAAGCUGCGCGUGAUCUUGUGUCUGUGUGUUGUGGCAAAAGAGAAACAGAAACCAGUUGAAAAUUUGCGGAUGAGUGCUUAAUUAAAUACGCACGCUAACCGCGCUCAAGUGGAAUAUCGUAGUGAUUUUUCGCCUCGUCAAAGAGGAAGAAAGAGGCAACCGUCAGAGCAGGAAGGCAAAUGUUUAUCCAUUCCAUCAUCAAGUGAAGAUAAUCGCCAGAAGAUUAGAGCAAAUUGGAACCCAGAUUGAGCGGCUGGUGUCUGGCAGCUGGUAAAUUCCUACUGAUUGCCGUCUUGUAACUUUUCCCCCUCGCUUACCGGCGGCCCACCCAUACUUGGUGCCAUAGAUAUACUUGGGGGCCGUAACGGCAUACUUAAACAAUCAGCACACCGGCGAGCUUCUAAUUAUUAAUUUCGGUGCAGCCGGUGCUGGGUGAACCAACCAAGCCGAACAAGCGCGCGUAGACCAGCAACCGAGGCGGUAUCGCAUUUUUCGUGGACAAGAUUCUAUCAACAAAAGGCCGCCAACCUGGAACUCAUGGAAUUAGAGAAUAUCGUGGCCAACACGGUCUACCUAAAGGCGCGCGAAGGAGGGUCCGAUAGCAAUAAGGGUAAAAGCAAGAAAUGGCGUAAAAUUCUCCAGUUUCCACACAUAUCGCAAUGUAUAGAUCUCAAGAACAAAAUAGAUGUAAGUUAUGGUUACGUAGUUGAUCAGCAGCCAAUCGGACGGGAGCUGUUUUACCAGUUCUGCAAGAUUAAGCGACCCGAGUAUUCUCGGUACAUUUCGUUCCUGGACGAUGCCUCGAGGUAUGAAAUCGCGGCCGACGAGAAUCGCGUCGAUCUGGCGUUCGAUGUGGUCAAACGGUACCUGGGCCUGUGCAUCGACAGCAGUCACGCAACCGAGGACAGUGGUGGCGGAGGAGGCGACGGGGACGAUGGGAAAUGUGAUGACGACAGUGGCAUCGGUGGCGACACGAAAAAGCUCAGCAACCACCACGACGAUGCGAUCGAGAAGAAGAGCCUAACCGGGUCGAACUCGCUGACCAACACCGGCAACACCGUCAGCACCGCCAACGCCAAUGCUAGCCAGAAUGCAAACGCCAUCAGGAAAAGCACCGAUGACGACGAAUACGUGCUGGACAUCCUGAACGACGAUAUUGUGGCGCAAGUUCGGAGUAAAUUGUCCGUUGGAAGCAAAGAGCUGUUUGAAGCGUCAAUCCUGGCGGUGAAAACAUUUCUGGAAGGUGAACCGUUCCGGGAAUUCGAAGCGUCUAUGUAUUUUCACCGAUACCUACAGUGGAAAUGGUUGGAAGCACAACCGGUUACUUACAAAACAUUUCGCAUGUACCGAGUCUUGGGCAAAGGUGGUUUCGGCGAAGUGUGCGCAUGUCAGGUUCGUGCCACUGGCAAAAUGUACGCCUGUAAAAAGCUCGAGAAGAAGCGUAUAAAAAAGCGAAAAGGCGAGUCUAUGGUGCUGAUUGAGAAACAGAUCCUGCAGAAAAUCAAUUCCCGUUUCGUGGUUAACCUAGCGUACGCUUACGAAACCAAGGAUGCGCUCUGUAUCGUACUGACGAUUAUGAAUGGUGGUGAUCUCAAAUUUCACAUCUACAACAUGGGUGGCGAUCCCGGCUUCGAACUCAACCGAGCACGAUUCUAUGCCGCUGAAGUGGUCUGCGGGUUGGAGCAUCUUCAUCGGAUGGGUAUCGUGUAUCGGGACUGUAAACCGGAAAACAUAUUGCUGGACGAUCAUGGACAUGUGCGGAUAUCGGAUCUAGGCUUGGCAGUGGAAAUCCCCGAGGGCGAAAUGGUCAGGGGGAGGGUCGGCACCGUCGGUUAUAUGGCUCCCGAGGUAAUCGAUAACGAGAAGUAUGCUUUCUCGCCGGAUUGGUUCAGUUUCGGGUGUCUGCUGUAUGAGAUGAUCGAAGGACAGGCGCCGUUCCGCGCCCGCAAGGAAAAGGUUAAACGAGAGGAAGUGGAUCGACGAGUUAAGGAGGAUGCCGAAAAAUACUCGCACAAAUUCAGCGACGAUGCCAAAUCUCUGUGCCAACAGUUACUAAUGAAGGCGGUCAAAAAUCGAUUGGGCUGCCGGAGCGGCCGACAAGGAGCUCGCGAAAUUAAGCUGCACUCAUUCUUCAACAGUAUUAACUGGAAACGGCUGGAAGCGGGACUGGUGGAGCCACCGUUCGUUCCUGACCCCCACGCGGUUUAUGCCAAAGACGUGCUCGAUAUCGAGCAAUUUUCCACGGUGAAGGGAGUGAAUCUGGACGCUACGGAUGAAAAUUUCUACUCGAAGUUCAACACGGGCUCGGUGUCCAUACCGUGGCAGAACGAGAUGAUCGAAACCGAGUGCUUCCGGGAGCUGAACGUGUUCGGUCAGGACGAAUGCCCUACGCCAGAUUUGCUCAUCAAUGCACCGCCGGUGGUUGAGAAGCCGGGAUGCUUCCCGUUCCGGAGAAAGAAGAAACAAUCCGCCCGAGAGAAACCGGUCCCGUUCAACGAGAAGCUGCUAUCGUCUAGUCAAACCACAGUUACAAUUAGUCAGGCCCAGAACGAAAGCUGAUAGUGUGGAGAGGAAAGUAGGCCAUCAAUUGCCGUCUCAGUGGCCGCUGGCAACGGUUACAGCAGCGACAACAUAAACACACAAAAAAUAGCAGAUGCACAAGAAUGAAGAUGAAAACAACACAAACGGUUAAGAUACUAACAAAAAUUUCAACUAUAGCGAACCUUUCGGGAGGAGACCAUACGCGCAAACUUACCUAUAAAAUGUGCGAUAGCUGUUGAAAGCAAAAAAAAAACAAAACAAAAGAAAAACUACAGACGAUAGCACAAAUGGAACGGCACGAAUCCUUCGAUUUUAGCUCCCAAUUAGAUAAGAAAAAAUUCUCUCGAUUUUCCCACGGGAGAACAAAGCGGUGAAAAGCCACCCUGUUUAUGCAAUGCAGACUAAGAAGAAUGGGGAAAGAAUAAGAGAUUUUAACGUACAUACAUGUUAUUUUUUUAGCCAGCCACUCACAUGCAGCGAUAAUUUGUUAUUUAUUUUAACAAGAAUUUAGGUUAAUCUUAAGCGAACUUAUUUCUGUAAAUAUUUGUUUCUUGCUUAGUUAAAAUAUUCUCUUCCUUCUAUUUUAGAGUUUAGUAGCAUUAUUGAAGCGACGUGAUUUUUUUAUCAUUGAUAUAGUUUAGUAAUUACGGGAGAGAGAGAAAUGUACAUUGCUACAAUGUAUAAGAUUUAAUAUAAGAUAACAGCAUUAACUCAUACGUGUUUUUGUAAGAGGAAACCGGAAGGCUAAGCUUAUUGUCACCCGUCAGCUGUAGGACUGACGGGAGAUGUGAUAGUAAAUGAAGAUGUAGCUUACUUUUUAGAGCGCAAGAAAAUGAACCCGAGGAGAUUGCCGGUUUUUAUAGGAAACAAAAAACUAGGCAAACGAACAUGUGGAAGCUACGAAACAACCUAACGUUUUUAUCUUCUCUGUUUGGCACAAAACUAAGGCAACAGCAAACAAAACAAAUGGCAGAAACAACUGUUUUUCAGCGUAACAAAAAUAGAGCGCAACUUAGUCAUAUACUCAUUGAACCACUUUCCGCUAGUAGCACUCAAUUCUAGAUUUAAUGCACGCACAUACACAAGCACAAAUUUGUUGACGAUUUUGCGAAACUGUAUAGAAAAAUUCGAUUUCUGGCGGGAUGUUGGAACUAAUAGCAGCACUUCCGAGGGAAGUCGAAUUUCGGAGACAAGAAAAAAAAAAUAACGAAAUACCUAUACAUAUACAACUACAUGCUUGAUUUAUUGUUUCAGUUACUCAUCAGAUAUCGUUAUAUGGGCAUGCCAACGAAACUUCUACAGAAUAUUAGUGGUGGUGCACUUUUCGCCUAGGAUGAUUGUAUUAUUGGAGAAGAAUUUUUCCAUAACUCCAAAUGGUGCCAAUAACAAGAUGGAGGAGGCGGGAAAUGAAUAAUCUGUCGCCGCACCCCAGCCUCUGGGUAGUAUUGAAUCAUGGUCGAAUUUUUCAGGAUCAUCAAUUAACCACUUAGCAGGUCUGGGAAGUUAAAUACUGUUUUUGUGCUCACUCCGCCCUAAAGGGUCUUCGGUUCGAGGCAUCAACAAUUGUAAAUACCACGAAAAAUGGCACACCUAUUUGUAAAAUAAUUGGUGUGAGACCCUGUACGUAAUUUUGCUGACCAUUAUUCUAGGUUGGAAAGGAUGGUCUACGGAAGUUUCCGAAAGAAAUCCUGUACAUGAACCAGGAGAAGGGUGAAUGCGUUAUCUGUUUGUAAAUUGCAUUAUCACCACAGAGAACAGAGCUUGAUUAAAUUUCCAUGAAAAAUCUGUGUAAACAUUUAAAUGAAAAUACGUUGAAAUUCAUCGUGAAUCAUCGUUGUAUUCAAGUCUGCAUGCAAGACCCGCAGCAUUUGUUGGCUGAUCGUACCACCGGUUGGUGGCAAGUUGCUACUUGUUGAUAAUAUUUCAAAACGACAGUUUUAUUUCUUAUGGGAUUUUAGAUUAGUGUGCACCGGUGUAGUGGAGUGCACUGGUUUUGCACUUUCUAGCAGAAGUGCCAAUGGAACAUACCCAGUUUUCUGCACUGUAGCUGGAAAGUGAUGGUGCACUCCAUUAUACACAUUUAAAACUUGUACUCUAGUUCUCAGUGCUAUCAUCUACACAACUAAAUGGGACGCGAAGUGCUUGCUCAAAGAUGGAAAAAUUAAUUAAUGCUAAACUGGAGAUUAGCUGGCGAAAGGCUUCUGGUAUUCCAUAGAAUAUUAGCACAGAUAGUAUAUGCUUAGAUUCGUAAUGUAAUUGCCAUUUUAAAUGAUCCUAUGAGAGGUUGACACACAUUAAACAAACCUUUGCAGAUAGCGCAACGACAGACGCUAUUGAAUAAAAUAUGUCUUAUUUUUCCUAACACUAGUUCGUUUGGAACACACUCGCUGCAAGUUAUGUUCACAAUGUCGGUUUUCGGUUGAACUUCAAACAGUAUGUCUUCUUCUAGCUGAAAUUGGUUUGGUCAACACAUUUGGAAUGACUGUGUGGCGAACAAUAGAGUAGAUGACAGUAGUGAACCACUGAUUUCCAGCGUAUGUCGAUUUGCAAGUUUACACAGAUUUUAAAACAAAUUCUGCUCUGCUUUUACCUGUGGUAGGUAUUCGUAAGGUAUCUUCAGAAAUUUGUCAUAAAAGAGUUCUAAUACGAUGUCUUUUGAAUUUUUGGGUGAGUAAUCUACAGCCACCGAAUGCAGCAGGUGUCACACAUGAUGGUAUCGUAAUAUUUUAUUCUCAAAUUCUUUACACGAAAACAGAAAAACGUGUACAAAACUGUUGAACACAAUUUUCUCAUCCAAUAAUAAAGCAAAAAUAAUUCUACAUGGAUGUGAAACAACAAAACAAAAAGCUAUUAGACGUGUUAGAGUCUUUUUUUUUAUAAAACAGAUUAAGUGAACAUGAUAUUGUUGCCGACCAGAAAUUCAAUUAGGCAGCAAAAUUGAAUAAGCUCAUUGGAGGUGAAUGAAAAUACAAGUCCAAGGAAUUUAGUUCAACUAACCGCGUCACACACAGACCACUGCUAAGUGAAAAAGUGAAAAAAAUGUAAUAAGGCUAACAGUCAACUGAUAAUCAUUACUAUUAGAGUGAAAAAGCAUUUAGCGCAAAAAAUCAUUCUACCGAAGAUGAACGUGAGCAGUAUUAUUGGGACUAGAGCACAUUUGCAUGUACCAAAACAUGAAUCAAAACAACUAAAAAUUUGAAAAGAAAAUCUCGACGCGUAUAUUGGCAUUAGGAAACUAGCUCAAAACGAAACCAACUAACGUUCCCACGAAAACAAACACUCAAUUUUUUUAUAUCGAAAGGUCAACCUUCACGAAUCGGGUUUUAUAUGAUAUGAAGCUUAAAACUAGCAGCUAGUCGUCGUUAUUUCAACAAGGAUAGAAUGUCAUACUAGAACACGACUAUUCCAAAGACAUUAACCCGUUACUUCGCCGCAAAAAUUAGUAGAGACACAAACCGGUAUCCCGCUUUCACCUAACUAUUAUCAGAACAAUCGUCACGGAAAACAGCGUCUGUUAAAAACUAACUGCCCUCGAAUCUUCUUGUUGAUGUUUUGUUUUAAAUAUUCUCGCGAGACCACCAAUUGCCAAUUACCCGAACACUAUUUGCGUAUGCCAUGUUUUGUCAAUCACAAUCGCCAAUUACCAACAAUCAACAAUUCCCAGAGGUUUCAACCUUUAAAACAAACAAAAAAAAAAUCAAAGUAAGGAAAAGGUAAACUCAACAAUCGUGUUUUAUUUGGAUUUUCAACUCUACCGUUUAAUCAGCUUCGUUUUUUACGACUGCUCGUGAUUUUAAUUGGAAAGCAUCUAUUGUAAAAGUGAAGUAGAAAAAAAAAACAAACUAAUCGAUGAUACUAUGACAGAACGUUAUUGGAGUACUAACUUAUUAACUACGAAACACAUUAUACAAACCUAUGAAAAUCUAAUAGAUUGAAGUGGACGGAUUAUUAGCAAGCGGAAAUUAAAAAAUAAAAUGAUAUGUAAAUUUAAGCAACUAGUAAAAUGUAACUGAAAUAAUGUA
This is a messenger RNA of Topomyia yanbarensis, 8148 nucleotides long. It is a transcript of the gene Gprk2, whose product is annotated as G protein-coupled receptor kinase 2. The coding region runs from base 2123 to 4144 and encodes 673 amino acids. Lineage: Eukaryota; Metazoa; Arthropoda; Insecta; Diptera; Culicidae. Gene Ontology annotation, molecular function: ATP binding; G protein-coupled receptor kinase activity. Gene Ontology annotation, biological process: regulation of signal transduction; protein phosphorylation; signal transduction. The transcript is spliced from 13 exons. The record is from RefSeq and is a predicted model, not a curated record. Gene Ontology annotation, cellular component: cytoplasm.